Molecule: messenger RNA, 607 nt
Organism: Cherax quadricarinatus
Lineage: Eukaryota; Metazoa; Arthropoda; Malacostraca; Decapoda; Parastacidae
Source: RefSeq, a predicted model, not a curated record
AUACAGGCUUGACCUUUUGCCCCUAGUCAUGAGGAACUAGCUAGCUGCACUCUUUAAAGUCUUGUGAUGUGUUGUGCAGGUGCUGCAGCUGGCUGAGUUCUCCUCCAGCAGGAGGAGAGGUUUUGGCUACAGUCUUGCUGGUGGGAAAGACGUCGAUGGUAAUGGAUAUCCAGACCUCUUGGUGGGGGCGCCCAUGUCAGAUGCUGCCUUCUUCUUUAGGACAGCACAGGUGCUGCAGCUUCAGGUGUCAAUGUUUGAGUUUAGCACCAGCCAGGUGGACCUUCAGGAGAGGAACUGCCUGGAGGAGGGUGAGGAGUGGGCACUCCGCGUGUGCUUCCACCUCCGUGUUCAGCUGGGUGUUCUGGGCCACCAGGGCAAGUUUGAUAUAGAAGUGAGAGUGCAGGUGGUACUGGACGGCAACUAUCCCCGUCAAAGGAUCUUCUUCAGAGACUCCACCAGUCAGCAUGUUCAGGAGACAGUCCACAUUGUAAAUAGGAUCCACCAGCUUGAGUAUCACAUCUAUGCUGAGGUCAGACCAUUAGAAUUUAGUUUUAGUCUUUGCUAAUAGUUUAGAGAGGAAAUAAACCCACGAUAAGUUGUAAUGAAU